CCCAACAUCAUGAUCGACGCAUCACUCAAGAUUCCGUCUUGUUGAGCAUGACGAUGGUCUGGUAGGUUUGUGGCAAGCGCGCCGAUCUGCCAGACUGGAGAGAGGAAAUCUAAGCGAAUGCGCUGGUCAACCGCUCCAGAACCUACUGUUUCAAGCUUGUCGUUCGGGGGUGGCUGUCCUGAAGUCCGGGCGUGGGCGUCGCCCGCUGGUAGUGGGAGCCGUGGUGGCCUUAGCCCAGCCGCUUUGCCAGCGCCUUGCAGUGGCAGAUGGCAGUCCAGAGGCCGACCCCAGAUUGCGCGAACAUGUGCCAAUCGGUGUAGGGAUGAAACGAGGGGUCGGUCGGGUGCCUCACGGCAUUCAGCUGCAUUCAUUUAUGUUGCUGCGGAAGAAUACCGGUUGAAAGCGACGGGAGCAGGAUGGCCGUCUUACACGCGUCUGACGAAGUUGCCGUACAAGCUUAUGUCCGCAGCACAACAUCGAGGCGCCAAAAUCAAGGCGUACAGCGGAGGGCUCGCAGAUGGUGACGGUCGGGGCGUUCCCGCAAAAAAGAGUGCUAUCGCAGCAAAUGGCGGGUAUGUCAAGUCGAAAGGAGCGUUCGCCCCGUUAGCCAAGUGACCAACUUCGUUAGAGCAUUUGGUGCAAUAUAUGCCUUGGCUUGCUCUCGGCUGGCAUGCCAGGAUCCGCCAAUCUGGCUCGACUCUGGACGAGAGUGCUUUUGCAUGCUGGCUGCAUUCCGACGUCUUCU
This is a messenger RNA of Alternaria rosae, 745 nucleotides long. RefSeq lists its product as uncharacterized. The transcript has a single exon. The coding region runs from base 118 to 615 and encodes 165 amino acids. NCBI's taxonomy places the organism in Eukaryota, Fungi, Ascomycota, Dothideomycetes, Pleosporales, Pleosporaceae. The record is from RefSeq and is a predicted model, not a curated record.